GGGUGUGAGGUGGGUGUGUGCCUGUGCAGGAGAGCAUGCGGAGGGCAGGGCACUGGUGUGCAGCGCACUUCCGCAUGUGUUCUCCUCUGCUUUCACAGUAACCUUUUAAAGUGCACUGGACAGAAACCACUUUCUGUGCAACCCUAGUACAUACCAGACCCUCAUGGAGCCUAGUCUCUUACUGAAAUUGUGUUUAAAGGAGUAUACUCCAGGCUCCACUUAAAAAAUAUAUUAUUUCAAAGACUAUUUCAUGGGAUCUAAUUCAAGCUGCAUGACCACAUUUUCAAAAUCACCCUUCUUCCCUGUAGCUCUGCUCUGAACUUUCUUCCUCUCCAACUUCCUAAACUCUCUUCUACCCUUGCACACAGAGCUUUAUUGUCUCUUCCUUCUCUGUUCCCCACUCAGUCUUUGGUGAGUGUGAAAGUGAAAGUCACUCAGUCGUAUCUUACUCUUUGCAACCCCAUGGACUAUACAGCCCAUGGAAUUCUCUAGCCCAGAAUACUGGCUUUCCCUUCUCCAGGGGAUCUUCCCAACCCAGGGAUCAAACCCAGGUCUCCCGCAUUGCAGGCGGAUUCUUUACCAACUGAGCAGUCUUUGGUAGUUUAUUAUUAAUAUUAUGUAAGCAAACUUAGUCUCUCAUACUUCUCUUUAGUCUAUUUUUAUUUUUCCCAUUAUUCAGGUUCUUCCCCAAAAAGGGAGGCCAGUAAGCGUGAAUUCUCCUUCCUUCUUUGACGUCUCCUCUCCAGGCCUACACUUUUUAACCAGACCUGGCAAGAGAAAGGAAAAGAUACAGUUCUGUCUACACACAUUGGGGGGGUGCUGGGGAUGUCACACAUUAUUGCAUUUUAUCCCUGAUAUAAAUAAGUGAGAAAACCAGGGCCAGAGAUAGAAAACUGACUGUAAGUGUGCUUAGCAUUGGGGGUAAGCUGUACAAUAAAUAUUUAUAUAUAACUAUAGAUGUUGAAGGGCGAGCUAGUAACACAUUAAACUGUUAUUCACUCCAUUUGUUAACUCAUAAAUUUUUCCUUCCCUUCUUCUUUCCUUCCUUUUUUCCAUCUAACAUUACUAAGUACUGAGAAGAUAAAAAUGUGAAUUAGAAAUACCCAUUGUCCUCAAGAAUUUAUGAUAAAUAUACCAAUUUCUACAAUGGGAUAAUAACAUAAUAUAGUAGAAGGACUUGGAAAUGAAAGAAAGUCAAGCCUUAAAAAAAGAAAAGAAAAAAAAAUUCAACCCCAGGCCUCUUCAUUUUCUAGCUGGGUCUCUGUUUUACAGAGAAGAAAAGAAGCUCAGACAGAUUACGUCUUUCAUCCCUCUGAGCUUCCAUUUCCUUUCCCUCUCUAGGAAUAAUAGUAUCCUUCCUGCCUCACUCUCAAACUUAUUAUGAAGAUUCCAUGAGACUGUAUUUGGGAACGCCCUCAGCAAAUCAGAGUUCUAUGCAAGUGAGGGAUCAUGAGUAUUAUCAUGCACAAUGGAAUGUGAAAAAUGCUGAAAGAGAAAAGACAAAGAAAUGAAUAUUUAUUGCAUUACCGCUGUGCUUCAGACACUAAGUUAGGGUCUGACACAUACCGUGAUCGUCUUAAUUCCCUUACAAGAUGGGCAGCAUGAUCACUGGGUUUACUGUCAAGGAUUAGAGAUAGGAAGUGACUGGCCAAGCACACACGGCUCCAAAGCGACAGAGCGAAAAUGGAAGUCCAGAUCUGCCUGGUUUCAAGCCCACAUCUGUGCUGCUCUGUCAUCUACUGGCACUCAGGCCUGUUAGUAAGAGCUUGGCUCCUGGAGGAAGGCAGCUGGACAGAGUGCAAACAGGGAAGGGCGGUCACAGGCCUGACACGCGAUGUUAAGGUGCUGGGGUAGCCUGGCCAGGUGGGAUGUGUUUCCUCCAUCACUGUUUGCCCGACUCUGUCCUUCAAGGCUCUCUUAACCUUGGAGCCUGUCUGGCUGCUUGGAGUGCUUGCUUGCUGCCUUGAUGAGUAUGUGGAAGCUGGUCUUAUCCAUGCUACACUUCUGCCAGCCCAGCCCUGUUACACCUUUCCAUUUCCACCUCGCUUUCUCUGUCCAGAUGGGCUAAUCUGUUAAGGAGGAGGCGAAAGUUUUAGCUCAAAGCCAGAGACUUGCCCAGUUUAGUAUGACCUACUCUCACCCAGUAGAGACAGAAUAGCUUAGUUGGAAGACUUGUGGGUCUAGGAAUGAUACUUUAAUUCACAGUGGUCAUUGUACACAGACCGUGCCCAGUUAGUAAAUGAAUGAAUGACUGACUCUGCUGAAGUUACUUAAUUUCCUCACCUGUGAAAAUGGAACUACUAUUAAUACUCAUAAUACAAAUAUACCCGGGUAACUGGAAACGCAAGAUGGCGGAGCUGGGUGAGGUGGGUGAAGCCGAGUUGCAACGCCUGGUGGCGGCCGAACAGCAGAAAGCGCAGUUCACUGCACAGGUGCAUCACUUCAUGGAGCUAUGUUGGGAUAAAUGUGUGGAGAAGCCAGGGAAUCGCUUAGACUCGCGCACUGAAAAUUGUCUCUCUAGCUGUGUGGACCGCUUCAUCGACACUACUCUUGCUAUCACCAGUUGGUUUGCCCAGAUUGUACAGAGAGGAGGGCAGUAAGCCACCCCUGGAAGAAUGACAGCAGCAGCCAAGGACUGAUUAAGUAGCCUGAAGGGCCAGCGGGGGAAGGCAGCCAGUCCUCUGUCGGGUUGGCUUCAGGCAGCUACCAAGCCUGUUGGUGCUAAAAAGGAACAGAUCAGAUGUUCAAAAAGUGAAAUUUAUUUAUUGGGAAUUAAGAAAUUCCAUCUUGUAUCACAACAGUUUAUUCAAUAAAUGUGAAUUCUCAAAAAAAAAAAAAAAAAACAAAACAAAAAAAAACAAAUAUACCCACACUGCCCCUGAGACAGGCCAGGUGAUGCCCAGUGAGAGGGAACCUGAAGAUGUGCCUAGAGCUUGGCUUGUUCCCAUCUAAAAUGAUACACAUCUUGGAGACCUGGGGGCCCUAGAACUGCCCCAGGCUACCACCAAUUCCCAAUACUCUCUGUCUUUCUCU
Bubalus bubalis (water buffalo) is the source of this 3033-nucleotide messenger RNA. RefSeq names its product mitochondrial import inner membrane translocase subunit Tim8 B. The record is from RefSeq and is a predicted model, not a curated record. NCBI's taxonomy places the organism in Eukaryota, Metazoa, Chordata, Mammalia, Artiodactyla, Bovidae. The transcript has a single exon. Bases 2292 to 2600 code for a protein of 102 amino acids.